This is a messenger RNA of Cyphomyrmex costatus, 1216 nucleotides long. RefSeq lists its product as uncharacterized. The transcript is spliced from 5 exons. Gene Ontology annotation, cellular component: nuclear membrane; nucleus. The coding region runs from base 1 to 1035 and encodes 344 amino acids. Gene Ontology annotation, biological process: proteasome localization; nuclear protein quality control by the ubiquitin-proteasome system. The record is from RefSeq and is a predicted model, not a curated record. Gene Ontology annotation, molecular function: proteasome binding. NCBI's taxonomy places the organism in Eukaryota, Metazoa, Arthropoda, Insecta, Hymenoptera, Formicidae.
AUGGCGAGACAGCUACGAGAGACUCUAGACCCUUCUCCGCGCGCUGGACAGUUACGUCUCGAGGGUCCGCUGAUGAUUCCCGCCAAUUCAACUCCAGCAACAUAUCGUAACAUGGAUGUAAGUACGCUGCAGAAUUGGCUGAACAGAUUACCUGAUGAUUGGAAUUCACCACAGAGCCCUGACGAACUUGUCAUUCAAAAGAGAGGUCGACGUAGGUCUAUAGUUUGGUCUCCUGAUCUUGAUACUUACAAACGACAUAGUUUGUUUAGUUUAAGUUCCAGAGACCGCACACCAGUUAAAAGUCCAUCGACAUCAACAAGAGUAUUGAGGGAUACUGCUAGAAAGAGGCUUUCUCUUAUCGAUACUCGUCAAUCCAGUUUUACUGUACCAGAGAGUAAGAAGACAUCGUUACCUUCUCGAAUGUCAGACACAAAUACAUCGAGAGUACGAUCCAAUAAUAAUUUGGCAAAUGGUUUGCGUGGUCUCAGUCACGAGCAACUCGUGCAAUUGAUUAUGGAACUGGUAUACGCACAAGACGAAGGUACAAUGCGUGAAAACGAGAAGCUUUGCAAUGUCCUUUCCAAGAAGAUGCCAGUUGCGGAUAUUCAGCCGCUGAUAGAAAAAUUAUUUGUCCUGCGACAAAAUAUUUAUGCCAGUCUUGUAUUUAUGUCUAAUUUGACCGAUGAUUCCACGUACAGUUGUGUUUACAUACAUUUGGACGCAUUUCAGAAAGCUCUGAAUGAUCAAGGAAGAAUAUUGCAAGAGUCUCAGCACUGGAUUUCAUUAAUGCGCUAUGCAUUAGAAGCAUGGAAAAUUACUAGGGAAUUACCAGAAUGGGAAAAUCAGGGUUCCCAUAACAUUACACGGAAAUGCUUUAAGAUUUUAUCACAAUUUUGUACUGAAGCUAUAAGAAGAGGGAAUUUUGAAACAUCAGUUCUAAACAUUUACAUUGAAAGUCUCGAAACUAUAGCCGCAGAAUGUGAAGAUUUUCAAAUUUGUCUACAGAUAGCGAAGGAAGCAAAGCACGAGACUUAGACUUUCCUUCUAUGAGAUCACAAACAUGAUAAUUUUAUUUAAAUAUUUUCCAUGUGUGAUAGCCUAAUAUUGACAUGUAUUCGUAUACAGGAUGAUAUUUGCGAUAGGAUUAAUCAAUAUUAACCAGUGAUAGAAAUAACUAGUGAAAUUGUUGCAGACAUAAUUUUGAAAAUUAAAAAUA